Molecule: messenger RNA, 2952 nt
Organism: Eublepharis macularius
Lineage: Eukaryota; Metazoa; Chordata; Lepidosauria; Squamata; Eublepharidae
Gene: DEK
Product: DEK proto-oncogene
Exons: 11
Coding region: 325-1416 (363 amino acids)
Biological process (GO): regulation of double-strand break repair; chromatin organization
Cellular component (GO): nucleus
Molecular function (GO): histone binding; DNA binding
Source: RefSeq, a predicted model, not a curated record
AAAGAGCCGACUUGCCCCUUCCCCUGUCUUUUGUAAAUGCGAGGCCUGAUGGUUUCUCGACUCGCCAGCUUCGGUUUCCCGCCGCAAUUCUCUCUCCUCCUUCCUCCUCCCGUAGGCUGGUCUUUUGUUGCCCUUGCCAGCCUCUUCGCCUUGUCCUUGAAGGAGGGCGGAAGAAACAGGAGUCUCUCAAGGGAACCGUCGAAGUGUGCUCUAGCCCAACGGGAAUUUUGGCCCGGGUGGCAAAUACCUUUUUUUUUUUAAAGACGCCUGUUCGCUGCUGUGGCUUAAUGCGGCUACGUCGCCUGAAGUUGAAAAGAACUAGCCAUGACUUCUGUUUCUGAAAAAGAUGAUGUGCAAUCUGCUGAGCAAAUAGAAGAGAGAGAACCUAAAACUGAAAAUAGUGAUGAGGAGGAAGAGGAGGAGGAAGAAGAGAAAGAAAAGAGUCUCAUUGUUGAAGGAAAAAGAGAGAAGAAGAAAGUAGAAAGAUUGACCAUGCAGGUGUCCUCGUUACAAAAGGAGCCUUUUACAAUUACUCCAGGAAAGGGACAAAAGCUCUGUGAAAUUGAAAGGAUACAGUACUUCUUAAGUAAGAAGAAAACAGAUGAGCUUCGAAAUCUGCACAAACUUCUCUAUAAUAGACCAGGCACAGUUGCUUCAUUGAAGAAGAAUGUGGGCCAGUUCAGCGGGUACCCAUUUGAAAAAGGAAGUGACCAGUACAAGAAAAAGGAGGAAAUGUUAAAAAAAUACAGAAAUGCAAUGCUGAAAAGUAUAUGUGAAGUUCUUGAUUUGGAAAGAUCAGGAGUUAAUAGUGAACUGAUAGCCAGAAUCUUAAACUUCUUAAUGCAUCCAAAACCUUCUGGCAAGCCAUUACCAAAAUCCAAGAAAACACCCAAUAAAGGUGGUAAAAAAGAACGCAGUAGUUCUGGAACAGCAAGAAAAGCAAAACGCACCAAAUGUCCUGAGAUCCUGUCAGAUGAAUCUAGUAGUGAGGAAGAUGAAAAGAAGGAAAAAGAUGAAUCAUCUGAAGAAGAUAAAGAAAGUGAAGAGGAGCGACCUAAAAAACCAAUCAAAAAAGAAAAACCUAAACAGAAGACAACUCAAAAAAGCAAAAAGGGCACAAAGAAUGCUAAUGUCAAGAAAGCAGAUAGCAGUACUACUAAGAAGAAUCAGAACAGUUCCAAAAAAGAAAGUGAGUCUGAGGAUAGUUCAGAUGAUGAACCUUUAAUUAAAAAGUUGAAAAAGCCACCUACAGAUGAAGAACUGAAGGAAACUGUGAAGAAACUAUUAGCUAAAGCUAAUUUAGAGGAAGUUACCAUGAAGCAGAUUUAUAAAGAGGUAUAUGAAAACUAUCCCAGUUAUGACUUGUCUGACAGGAAAGACUUCAUCAAAAAGACAGUGGAAGAGCUCAUUUCAUGAUCUGAUGGGAAGAAAGUGAAGACUGGAGAUUUAUUCCCAUGGAUUUAAAUAUUUUAUAAACACCAGCAAAAAUGUUAAUUUUUCUGCCCUUUUUCUAUAACGUAGUGUUUAGUCAGGGAAGAUUAUAUGGACUUAAUGUUCUGAGUGGUAAUUAAAAUUGCUUUAACUUUUUAAAAAUUGUGUUUAAUGCCGUUCUUAGGUUUCUGCAUGGUGAUGAUGUUCCCUGCUUUUACUUUGUACAUCAUGAAAUUUAUUUCUACAUGUAGAUCUGGCAUAACUGUUGUAUUUUUAGUGCAUUGUAAAGUAGAGAAUUUUUAAAAUCAAGUAAUAUGAAAACUGUUUAUCAGCACAUAUGCAUGCAGAGAUUGUCAAAAUAUUGCAGUAUUGGGCAUUGCAUUUAUUUUGGAUACAUAUCCAGUGUCUAGAUUAGGAAUAAAUCACAUUUCCUGACUACAUAUGUUCCAAAUUAUAUUGCAUGUGUAUACAUCUGAGAACUGUCAAAGCACAGUAAUUGGCAAACAGAUGUUAUUUUUGUACUUUUAAGACCUUUCCGUUGUAUAUAAGCUUGAUUCAGAUUUCUUGACAAAACAUUUUAAAAAUAAGUGUGUUAGAGACUUUACGACCAAUGUCAGUGUUCAAGAAUAGGCUGAGAUUAAUUAGGAUGCAACUGUAACUACCAUAUAAAAGUUUUCUUGCCUUGAAAGGAAAUUCUAAUUGCACUCAUAUUUUUUCAGUGUUGAAAUUGGUAGUGGGGAUUAUAGCUGACUUCGUUCUAAAUGUUUGACAUAACACCCUGUAUGCAGAACCUUAAUGUAUAGGAAAAACAUACGGCUUUGACUAAGGUAAAUCAUAAGCUUCGUUGAAGUGAUUAAAAUUUAAGAUGAUCAUGUUAAAUGGGCAUGUAAUCCACAGUUCCUGAAUCAAUGCAGUACAACUAGUAAAUAAUUCCUGGAAAAACAAGUCCCAUUAUGUAGAAAUACCUUUAGUAUGGACCCUUACUAUCUUGGUAGCACCAGCUGGACAUUUCAGUAUUGUUGUCCAGAAUGAGGAUAUGCUAUAAAUAAGAUAAAUGCUUGACUGUGUUGCCUGUAGUGUUAACCUAAGUCUGUUUUUAUUAAAUACUCUUUUUCUAAAUUAAAACCUCCCUUCUACAAACAUUCACUGAAGUCUCAAUCCCCAGAUAGUUCCUUCCAACUUUGUUAGUAUGAAAAGGUACAUAACAUGAUCAUGAAUGCCAAACAAAUGUGUGUCAUAAUGUAAAAUGUAACCUAUCCAUGACUGUAUUGAUUACAAGUACCGCUGGUUUUAAAUAUUGUAGUAAUGUGUAGUUGAGGAAUCAAAGCAUAGAUUGCAUUCUGAAAAUAUUAAGCUAGUUAGUAAGCUGAUAGAUCUUUACCAUUUUUACCACUUUCUGUGCAUGCAAUUCUUUAUAUUAAGGCAAAUGUAACUAAGUUUUGUAUUCAAUAAAUGUCAUUAAGGAAAAUGUAUAUUUUGACAUUUUAAUACAUGUACAGUAAAAUUUGAUAAAGAAUCAAA